Rhagoletis pomonella (apple maggot) is the source of this 1308-nucleotide messenger RNA. RefSeq names its product gustatory and pheromone receptor 32a-like. The transcript is spliced from 4 exons. The record is from RefSeq and is a predicted model, not a curated record. Lineage: Eukaryota; Metazoa; Arthropoda; Insecta; Diptera; Tephritidae. Gene Ontology annotation, biological process: sensory perception of taste. Gene Ontology annotation, cellular component: axon; membrane; neuronal cell body. The coding region runs from base 1 to 1308 and encodes 435 amino acids.
AUGCGAAAUAGCAAUCGCGGAAAUAUUUCUACAAACAUUACACCGACACGCGUUAUAAAUCCCAUACUUUCCUACUUAAAGUGGCCUUUAUUAAUACUGAAAUCAAUGGGUCUUAUACCAUUCUACACUACGCUCAACUAUCAUGAAAUCGGCAUGCCCAAUCGGCGUUGGUUGUUGAUUAACAGAGCAAUACUUUAUGUGAAAGUUGCACUGAAUGUUUUAAAUGUGUACUUCUUGCUUUCGCCAAAAAUACUGGAAAUACUAUUCAUAAAAAGCAAGACGGAUGGCUUUAACAAUAUGACCGACGCGGCAUUUUGGUUGCUAGGCGAUUUUGUGAUUUUGUGGUCUUGCGCUCGAAAUAAAACAAAAUUUAUUGUAAUUAUCAAUCGUUUAAUGCAAAUCGAUCAAAUACUCAUAGAGUUUCCCGAAUCGCCAGUACCAAAGACGUGCUUUAAAAAUCGUCAUAACACAUAUUUGCUUAUAAUAUAUUGCUAUAUGGCCUAUUUUGGUUUUUUAUUCCUCAAGCGAAUUGCGGAUUAUCCCUCGUUUGCUUUUAUUGUAUGUGAAAUGCUUUAUCAACUGGGGAAUGCAUAUUCAUGUACCUUUGUCGUAUUCAUUUCGUCGUUGUUGCACCUGUUAGCGGUGCGUUUUCUUUACAUCAAUCAAUUCUUAAGCAAAUAUCAACGAAAAAUGUUGCAAGCCGAUGAAAUCCCGUCAAGAAUGUUUAAAUCACUUAACAGUUCUGACAAAAAAGGAGUUAUCAAUAGUGAAGAGAACUUGCGACCGUUUGCUGAAAACUUAAAAGUGAUUUAUGGUUUGCACAGUGAUUUAGUGGAUGUAUUGAAAAUGAUUAACGAUUAUACCGAUUUGGGCUUACUGGCAUAUUUUUUGUACAAAACCUAUGGAAUGCUGGCAUGCACAUUCAUGGUCUUCUCAUACAAUUGGGAUUUCGAUGAAGAUUUUUACACCAUUUUAUGGGUUUCAUCAUGGAUACCGUUUCUCGCGGGAACGUCUAUAUUAUUGGCGACCAGUUGUGACAAGGCUACCAAAGAGGCAAAUAAAACCUCACAAGUGCUGGCGCGUGUCUAUGGCAAAGGGGAGCAUUUUAAAACUAUAGUUGACAAAUUUCUGUCGAAGAGCCUGAAACAGGAUGUGCAAUUCACCGCUUAUGGAUUUUUUGUAAUCGACAAUACAACACUGGUUAAGAUUUUCUCAGCCGUGACUACUUGCCUAGUAAUUCUGAUUCAAUUCAAACAGUUAGAGGAAUCCACGACAGUGCCGGCAGUUAAACAUAAAAAUUUUUACUAA